CCUCACAGCUGAUUUCGUUGGAUGAGGUGUUUUGCUUUGACCGUUCAUCAUUUCAUGAAGCCAUUUCUGGUUAGCAUCGCUGCAGAGUAGCACAGCAGUGAACUGUAGAGAUAAACCAUGGCACAGGCAGCACAUGCAGCACAGGAAAAUGUCUUGGACGCAAACAGCUCUCAGAUCCAGGUGGAGCACGAUAAGAAGCGCCGGCAGUUUGUUAUCCGACUAAACGGAUCUCAUGAUCGUGCGGUCCUUCUGUAUGAAUACGUUGGGAAGAAGACGGUGGACUUGCAGCACACUGAAGUUCCAGACGCUUACAGAGGGAGAGGCAUAGCCAAGCAUCUGGCUAAGGCAGCCAUGGACUUUGUGGUGGAGGAGGAUCUGAAAGCCCACCUGACCUGCUGGUACAUUCAGAAAUAUGUCAAAGAGAAUCCGCAGCCUCAGUACUUUGAACAUAUCUAUCAAUGACCAUAGAUGGCUCCGACGGGGAACACACAGAAAAAGAGACUGUGAGGGGAUAAAUGAACACUCUGUGGCAUCAUGCUUUCCGAGUUACAAGCUAACACACAACCACAGACCUUCCAGGUAUUGUUAAACAUGAUGGAUCUCAAGGAAAAGCUGUCUGAAAGAUGAACGUUGAGUUAAUGGGUCGGUGACACACUGGCCACAAAACAGGAAGUGAAUCAGCAGGUCAAUAAAGACAUAAGCAAAUAAACUAACCAAAGCUGAAGCCUGCGAGCUCCAACAUCAUUCAGGAUGCAUCACUGACUGAAAGCAAGAUUAGGACCUGUCCUGAGAGCAGAUUUAAAUCCUAUGUUGGAGAUUUCCUGUCCUCCUUUGGACGCACUGGAUGUGAGCAGCGCUAAAAGAUGGCCGACCCAAGUGUCUUUCUCCAUGAUGGUUUGGACAGAAGCAAUGAUGGCUUCACUGAGGCUCAAACAUGAUGACUUUUAUAUUUCAACACCUUUUUGAUAUUCUUUGGAUCUGUUUUAUGUUAUUUCUUUUCCAAUUUUGCCUUCCUCAACUCUCUUAGAUUUAGUAUUUUUAUGGCUGGAAUGCUUAUUAAAUACACUACAAAUGCUUAAUGCAUAUUUUAAACAUCACGCUACUCAAGAGGGUUUCUUUCUAGGUGAUUCCAGAUGUUUUUGGCACACAUAUUUAGUUGGUAUUGUAUUAAAAGCAAUCUAUAUUUUUAAUCUUACAAACCCUCAAUUUGCUUCAACUGUUACUGUAUCCAAUCCCGUUGUCCCCAGUAACAGAAUAGCACUAUAUUAAUAAAGUCAUACAUUGAUAGUCAAAGGUACAGGGGUUUAUAAACUAAAGAACUCAGACUGAGGAUAUCCGACUCAUCAUUUUCUUCACUGUACGUGUUACAUAUUACAGACACUUGUGAUAAAUUGGGUCUGAAGCUUGACUCUGUACAGUACUUCGGGUUGGAUAUAAAUAAAUACAUCCGUGCAUACCAGCAUUUAAAAAAUAAUAAUAACACUGUUACAUUUAGGGCAUUUACAUUGUAUGGUGUCCACCGUGCAUGUUAUGUCUUUUGAGAAAGUUUCACUGGAUGACAAAUGCGUAUUACUUUUCUUGUAAAGAUUACCAUGGAAGAAAUAUUCACUUCUUUACUGAAAAAAGAUAAAGGGUUCACUGUGUCCUUCCUGUUUUGGCUCUUCAGUAGCUUUUGCUGGUGACAAUCUUCAGUGUUGAGGAGAAAAAUAGCUCAGGUAACUCAACACACUCUGGUUACUCCACUUUCCCUCUGUCAAAUGUUACACACCAAGAUAAUGUUUUAUUGUUUGAGUUACUUUUUAUAUUUGUGUUUUCUUGAUAGGAAACAAAUGUUUGAAUUACAGGUUUUGGUGGCUCUACCAAAAUGUACCAUUUCUUGUCAUAUUUUUUGUGUGUUCGAGACUUUUUUGUCCAUUCUUCUUGUCUACAAAUAAAUAAAACAAUACUUAUC
This is a messenger RNA of Notothenia coriiceps (black rockcod), 1951 nucleotides long. RefSeq names its product protein NATD1 (gene natd1). The transcript is spliced from 3 exons. The coding region runs from base 118 to 462 and encodes 114 amino acids. Lineage: Eukaryota; Metazoa; Chordata; Actinopteri; Perciformes; Nototheniidae. The record is from RefSeq and is a predicted model, not a curated record.